Messenger RNA from Drosophila bipectinata, 533 nucleotides. Its product is annotated as histone H3. Lineage: Eukaryota; Metazoa; Arthropoda; Insecta; Diptera; Drosophilidae. Gene Ontology annotation, molecular function: structural constituent of chromatin; DNA binding; protein heterodimerization activity. Gene Ontology annotation, cellular component: nucleosome. The record is from RefSeq and is a predicted model, not a curated record.
CACGUUUAUUGUGUUAUUAGAGGCGCGAAGAGAACAGUGAAUUUGGAAAUUGAAAUGGCUCGUACAAAGCAGACUGCUCGUAAAUCGACUGGUGGCAAGGCCCCACGCAAACAACUGGCUACAAAGGCCGCACGUAAAAGUGCGCCAGCCACCGGAGGAGUAAAGAAGCCCCAUCGCUAUCGCCCCGGAACUGUGGCUCUCCGUGAGAUCCGUCGCUACCAGAAGAGUACUGAGCUGUUGAUCCGUAAACUGCCAUUCCAGCGGUUGGUGCGUGAAAUAGCUCAGGAUUUCAAGACAGAUUUGCGCUUCCAGAGCUCUGCUGUGAUGGCUUUGCAGGAAGCUAGCGAAGCCUAUCUGGUUGGUCUGUUUGAAGAUACCAAUUUGUGCGCCAUCCAUGCUAAGCGUGUUACUAUUAUGCCCAAAGACAUCCAGCUGGCCCGUCGUAUCCGUGGAGAGCGCGCUUAAAUUGAACAAUUGUCAAUUGGCAGCCCUUAAAUUUAAACUAAAAAAUCGGUCCUUUUCAGGACCACAAA